Saxophila tyrrhenica is the source of this 2940-nucleotide messenger RNA. RefSeq lists its product as uncharacterized. The record is from RefSeq and is a predicted model, not a curated record. The transcript has 5 exons. Bases 1 to 2940 code for a protein of 979 amino acids. Lineage: Eukaryota; Fungi; Ascomycota; Dothideomycetes; Mycosphaerellales; Extremaceae.
AUGCCGCCUCUCUCGGGUACCAACCACGAGGGCAUGGCCGACAACUUCGAGCGUCAGAACACCACCCAGCAUACCAACUUCGAACCCAGACAUGGGGGCAGCAGCGACGGACUUGGUGGCCUUCCCACUUUUGGUGAAGUGACGCACCGUCAAGGCCUUCGUACAUUCCCGGACAGCAGCAAUCAGCGUGGCAAUGGUGUUUUGCCAGUCGCUCCGAUGCAGCCAGGCUUCACUACAAUGAUCGAUCCAGCGAUCAGCGGCGGUAAAAAGCGGGAUCGUGACUCCCUGUUUGUGCCCGCGGACUAUGAUGAAGCUCAGGGAAACAAGAGGUUGCGGCUCAAUGGCCCCAAUACAGCCACCACCCUGACUCCGCCAACCCUCGACAAGAAAGGCAAAGUUCUCCCGUACGACCCAAAGUCCGAAGGUCGCCCUCAAUAUGCCAUGUUUCACCAGGACUUCCCGAAGACAGAGCGCUUGGCUUCUGCACUGUGCAAUGCAUUUCUUACGAAAUUCACCAAUGCGCAGUCACACGGCUUCUCCAACGACAGGAUCGAGAGAAUCUGUGAGGGCAUGAAGCGCAGGUGGAUUCGUCCGCAAGAACGCUACCCGACUGUGAAGCCUGUUGCUCUCCUUGGUCCCGCCGGUGUUGGAAAAUCUUCAGCCAUCAAUUCUCUUCUGCACGAGCGUGACGCCGCCUACGAGAACGGCUCUGCAGGCCGUGGCACAAAUCUGGUUCACCAGUUCUCUGCACCACCAGCUGACCAGGUUGCGAGAUACUGCGUUGCUGCUGUUUACAUGACAAUGAAAGAGCUCAGUACCUUUGUCCAGGACCACUGCGACAACAUCUUUGCGUAUCUGGAGAAGCAACAUGACGAUGAUGACGAAGACAUCGAUGCAUUCCAGGCUGCGUACGCGACUGCUAUUGCGGACUUUCGUGUGAUACUGUGCCACCACCCCCAAUUCGAGAACGAUGCAAACACCCACGACUACUUUGCUGCUCGUGCUAGCCAGCAAGAGCGCGCCCGGGACUGGCUCAUACACGAGCUAGACGCUGUGAAGAAGUCGAGGACCAUCAACGGUACCGAAUAUCACCCUGCUCACAACGUGAAGGAGCUGGCAGCAGCUCUCAGGCAAGUGUCGCGAGUGGCUACGAACGCAGACUCGAGGCCCCAUCCAUGGCCGAUCAUCAAAUUGGUGGGAAUUCACACGGAGAACGCGCUACUGGACGUGGGUAUUGUUCUUGCAGACACGCCAGGCGUUGACGACAAGAACCAGACAGUUGUCGGAGCGACAAAGAACUACCUCAAGAUAGCAGGUCAUGUCAUCGUCGUUGAAGAGUUCAGCCGUGUGAACACCAAGCAGACUCUGAACGCGAAUCUCAAGGAAGCUCUGCAGCGUGUUGAGCCGCACAAUAUCUGUCUUGUCAUCACUGGUAUCGACAAGCUAGGCGACAUGGGCGAGACCGAGCGCGAAGAGCUCGCAGACGACGACAAGGAGCAGAUAAAGCAGGCAGAAGAAGCGGUGGAGCUUCUCAACACGCAAGUGAGCGCAGCGCAGAGUACGGCGGAGCUCCUUCAUCUGCAGCAGAAGAUGGCGUUGGCAGAGAACAAGGUCACGCAGGCGGUGAUUGCCGUGAGAACCCGGGCGGCCGCGAGAGAGCUUAGGGAUCGCCUACGCAAGAUCGAGCGCUCGACGGAGGCCCCAGAUCUUUCAAUCUUUUUCGUCGCCAACAAGGACUACCGUAUGCAUCUGACGGGCUACGAUCCGAAGAAGCCACCGAUUCACGACGUCCAGGCGACAGGUAUCCCGGCGCUCCGUCAGCGGCUAUACGAGGUGCCCUCACGCGGGAAGUCGGACGUGCUACGCCGGAUCUGCACAUCCCGUCUUCCCAAGAUCUUCAAAGGCAUCAACGGUAUCCUGACGAAGUCACCACUCGAGGGGAAAGAGGCAGUGCGUAGGAAGCUCGACGUCCUGCUCGAAGAGCGGGUCGAGAUCGUUGACGUCCUUGUGAGCGAUCUGAAGCAGAGUUUUGAGGAUGGCAUUCUGGCAUUGAUGCGCGCCGAUAUGAAGCGGGCUCAAGGGAGCGCUGCGGCCCUAGCAGGAGGUUGGAGCCACUACAAGGCGAUGACAUUCGUGGCAUUCUGCCGUCGUGGUGGGCACUGGCGGACAGUCAAAGGAACGCCCAUGAUUUCCUGGAACGAACUCAUUCAGCGCAUCUACACUGGGAAAAUCGAUGGAGCCUUUGACGAGUUUGAGAAGAAUCUGCACUUUAUUGAGGCCAAUCUCGGAUCUAGAGUUGAAGCCAUGUUUGGCAAGCUCAAGACAGUUCUUGAGGAUCACGAAGAUUUCCAAGGCCGUCAAGGAGAUCUGGAGUACUUCGAGUACAUCAAGCACGUCUGUGAUGACGUUAUGGCAGACAUUGGCGGGUGGUUUGAGAACAUGCGCAGGCAGUUUGGGGCGAUCCGCAACGCCUUCGUGGAGGACUUGCCCGACUCGUACUCCGCCCAGAGCAUGAAGCCUACCUACGACCAGUGCCUCCUCAUCUCCAGACACAACAGCGAGCCGGUGAUGGGGCCCAGGGGAGGCAAGAAGAGCGGAGCUCACCCAGCACGAACCGAAGUCGUGCGGCAGAAGCUGACAGGCUCUGGCAACGAGCCCAGCGUCUUCUCGGAUAUCGUUCUCUUGGCCAAGCACGACUUCAAUGCAAAGAUCGACGCUUGGAAGGCCGAGACCUUCACUACGGCAUUCGAGGCGGCGGCCGAAGACAUCUGCAACGAAUUCGAGCAGCGUUUCGACGUACCAGAGGAGGACGUGGAAGAAGAGCAUCCUGAGACCGUGGAAUAUCUCAAGAAGGCUGUCAAGGAUGCUCUCACGGAGAUCAACGGCCCGCUCAAGGCGUACGUUGACAGCUGGGAUCGCUACGAGAAGUACGGGUACUGA